GGUCUUGAUUCUGAUCUCUUGAGUUUUAUGCAUGAGGUGACUGUCUCGAGUAAGUGGUUGAGUCAAGUCUAUGUUGGUUGAUGAACAGAAGGGAGACUCCUCCUUUACUCGAUCUUGCUGCACUCGAAUGUCUUCUGUGGUGGUUGUCCAGGUUGCUAUUGAAGUUGUUUAUGUGUUGAUGUUUGAAAGCCAGUAUGAUUCACGUGUUUUGUGCCUAUAUGAUUUGUCCCCAAUGUUGGUAUGAUUGAAGUAUGUGAGCUUACCUUGUGUCUGACUUUGUUUGCUUGGGGACAAGCAAACGGUUAAGUGUGGGGAAGUUUGAUAGACCGUUAAUUGCACAUGUUUUUACCCCCAUUCUGGAGCCGUUUGAGAUGUUGAUUCUCGUUUUUUAGGCCGAUUUCACGCUAGGUUGUUUUUGUUUGUGAUAUUUCCGGUCCUAGUACGUGAAUGAAGGUUUGGGAGCGAGUUUGGGGUCGAUUGGACGAAGAUCGGACGUGUAGCGAGUCGCUGAGGAAGCCACACCGGGCACUCCUAAAACCCAACGGCCGUGUAAGGAACCAAUGUGGCCGUGUGGGAUUUAGUGAGGCUUCACACGGGCAUGCUGAAGAUUCCAUACGGCCGUGUGUCCCUGGCCGUGUAGGUAGCCUGAAGUCCAUUUAUUUGAAAUGCCGCAUUUUGGAACUCACACGGGCAGCUGGGUGAGCCACACGGCUGGGUGAGCCACACGGCCGUGUGGCCUGCCCGUGUGUGUCGGGAAUUCUGGUUUUAACCCAAUUUCGAGCCACAAGUGAGGGGAUCGACUUUUCAGAGCAAAAAGAGAGCCCUAGAGAGAGAAAGUGCGAAGAACACACCCUAGAAGCAAUCUUGGAGCUGGGUUUCAUCAAAUCGAGCUUGGAGAUCAUCAUAGGAGUGAAAAUCAUCAUCCCAGAGCAUAUUCUUCCCAUUUUAUGAGUAUGACUGCUUUGUAUUUUGUUUCUCUCUCUCUCUCUCUCUCUAUGGAGUAGACCCUUCUCUCACUUGGGUAUGAAGAACCCUAGUUCCAUGUGUUAGGGAUCAUGAUUGUAAUGACUUGGGAUUGCUAUACUGUUUGGUUUUAAUCGAAUGAUGCAUGUUUCAUUGAAUAAAUUGAAUUCUGAUCAGCUUUUCUUGAUUUCUGCUGCAACCUGAGAUAGAUAGAAUCUUAUUAGGUUGUGAGAGCUUCUUCAUUCGAUAGUAGUGGAUUGGCUAUACGAGAGUUAGUCAGUCUACUGCUUUGUACUUGAAUCCAAUUCCAGUAGUGGAGUUCUGUGCUUAUUGCUUCAGCUUUCCAUCCCGGUGAAGACUAGUCGUCUGCCGGGUAGUUAGACUGAGAGGGCUUGGUCAGCUUAAGAGAUUCCAAGCUACUGUCGGAUCUUCCGCAGUUUAAUCAACAGUAAAUCAACCCACGAUAAUUACAACUGAGACCUAACUAAGGAGCUAGGGGGACUCAUUCCCGAGUGACUCUUCCUUUGCUUCAGAAAACCGAACCAAUUUCUGCUUUCUUACUGCUUUUAGUUAAAACAACAAUCAAUCGACUUAGUUGGCUAGAUAAUAGAUAAUCACGGAGUAGGCAGUAGAUCUAGACCCCGGGUUAUUAAUUAGAACUUGCCACUAUUUUGCAUUUCCGGAGUGCAAUUACACUUGGUCGCAGUUUGGUGUUAUGUCGUAGCGUGUCAAAAAGACUUUAGAAAUCAAAGUGAAACAAAGAAGAUAAAAGUCAAUUAAAAACGUAGGAAAAAUAAAAAUCUAUUAAUAUCACUGAUUAGAUCUAGCCCCACUAAAAUCAAGAGCCCAUGACUACUUAUCCAUGGUUUGUAGAUUGCACCCUAUCUAGGACCAGACACAUAGGUUUUAAAACAUAACCCGACCGCAAACCGAGUUUUCUAUAUUCUGAUUGGCCUAUAACCCGAUUGGCCCUAAAUCGAUUAAGGUCAUAACCCGACUACCCAUGUCCCGAAUAACCCGAAUCCAAUUGACCCAUAACUGGAUUGAACCCGUAAUCCGACUAACCAGAACCCUAUUGACUCGUAAUCCGACUGCUCCACAAACUAUAAAAUAAAGUUCAUAUGCUAUUUCAAUUAAUUGAUUAGCAUUGUUAAAAAAGGAUUAAUAUACAAUUAUCUAAUACUCUCUAGUAGUUUUGCAACAUGUUUCCUCAACCAUCAAAUUAUUGACACUCCAGACUUUAAUUUAUGAUAUUAGCUAGUGUAUGCUAAUGUUAGGACCUUUUGAAUCCAAAAUAAUUUAUGACCUACUUUUCAUAUUGUUUUUCUAAAGUUUGAAAAUAAUUUUUUUUUUUACUCUUUGUAGACCAAUAUUUGUUAGCUACCUCCAAAGUUUCUUAGAAUAUAUACUGCAUAUCACUGAUUAGAUCUAGUCCCACUAAAAUCAAGAGAUCAUG
Messenger RNA from Linum trigynum, 2419 nucleotides. The record is from the annotation of a GenBank genome assembly. NCBI's taxonomy places the organism in Eukaryota, Viridiplantae, Streptophyta, Magnoliopsida, Malpighiales, Linaceae.